ACAACGACCUAAAAUCUCUGUUUUUUUUUUAGAUUCCACAAAGCACAUGCCAAGAAUACAGUUCUCCGGUGGGACAGCCCAACAAGGUCUAUCAACUUGCUGGAAAAAAUAAUGCGAGCGAAGCGCAUCAAGGAGGAGACGCGCUUCAGAUUGCUGAGGUACACGCUCCGCGCCAAGUGUCGCAAGAUCAUUUAGUCGGCCCUCGUGUUAAUCUUCUCAGAAGCAGAUUUCCACUUGUUGUCGAACGAAAAUCAAUCGAUCUUGGUCGAUCAUCCGCAGUGGCUGUGAUUUGUCUUCGUGAUAACGAUUAUAUUCGAACGUCGCGAUAAAAAUAACGAAAUCGCUGCGUGUGUGCACACGUGCUGCGUGUUUCGACGUUUGUACCUAUCAAAUAAUAUACUCGUAUGUGUAGUGAUCGAGAGACCGAAAACCGAGGCUGGGGACACGGAAAAAUAUGCUCGUAAUUGUAAGCUCCGCGGCUAUCGAUCGUUCCGCGGGGAACGUCGCCCAAUAGGAGUCGUUCUUCGGUACUCGGCUUCGAGAAACACCUGGCUGUACCCGAUGCUGAAUUUUUGGUUUCGUCGAAACACCGCGAUUCGAAGAAAUUCGAUGAAAAUUUCCGUUGCAUCGAAAUAGCCAGGUUUCGUCGUCGAAUCAUAAGUACUUUGGUGCUAUUCCAACUGACGUAGAUAAAACACACUGUCGAAUAACUGAUACGAAAGAAAAAACAAAUUUGUAAUAUCGUGAAAAGGUUAUGCCGUUUAUAAAAGAAAGUACUAAAGAAGAGCACUGAAUUUUCGACUAAAUUACAUUCGUUGAAAAAUAUAAAGUAAAUUGCAAAGUUUAAUAGAGAGCCGAAUAAAAGAGACGAUCGAUGUUACGAAAGAUAGAAUAACGAAUAGCUCUGAGUUUUGAGCUGAAUGGAAUUUAGACUGAAUUAGAUCCGUCAAAGAAUAUAGUAAAAUAUGAUUCUUAUUAGAGGAUUACUGUUACAAAAGAAAAUUUUAUAUAAAAUUGUUUGAAAAUCGUAAAGGUUGAACGGGAUUGAAAAAUCCGUAGUGAAUUGACUAUUUUAAUUUGAACAAAAGAUCCGAGUAAUUUAUAUCUGCAAAUAAAAAUUCGAAGACUUUAUACUAUGGUAGCCGGAAAGGAAGUUUGCAGACGAAACUACAAAGAGAAUCGUUAAAUUCGUUAAGUCCUCCAAGUUCGAAACAAAAGAAGAAAAUUUCCCGAAUAGUUAGUUAGUGUACCUCGUAUAAAAGGACGAACGUAUAAAAGGACGUUAAAGCUUCAAACCGUGAAGAAGAAAAUCCUGAAACUGAAAGAUUCUCGUAUAAAAGGUAACAGUAAAAUUUCUUGAUCUGUUGAAAUGUCUGUAUAGAGUGAGAUCGAAAUACAGAAAGAGGAAAAUCAAAGAACGUCGAUAAUAGCGAAGAACAUGAUUUUCCAUAGUUCGAAUAUUCGAUUAAAAAAAAAAAACGAAAAGAAAAUGGUAAUACAGAAUCAGAUGUGAAAAUAUACUCAAGAAUUUUUCAAUUUAUUGCAAGAUUUUUGGAUCUGAAAAAUUAUGAGGUUAAAAUCACACAGCGGAAAAAUGUUAUCGAAAGUUUUCGACAAGUUUGGAAAACAUGUCACGCGAGAAAUAAUAAUUUGAAGAAGGCUAGAUUCGUUAAAAAAGCAGAUACUUGGAAUUUCUCCACAGAAAGAGGCAGACGUUUAGAAGACAGAGUUGAAGGAAGAUGAGAAAUUCUUCGUAGCAGAGCCGUAGGAAACCGCGAAAUCACUAGAAAGAUCUUCAGAAAAAGCACCAACGUCUGAUUGAUUCAUCGUCACUGUUGCCAAAAUACAUCGUGUUGACAAUGAAAUAAUAUCCGGAAGCACGGUAGAUCCAUGGUUCUCCGUCGCAGCAAGAAAGGCGUUCGAAACUUUCGUGAGAUGUAAGGAUAAAAACGACAGGGUAGAAAAUCUUGGAGUCGAUUUUCUAAUCCCUCCCCACUCGCCACGCGUUUUCCUUUAACGAAAAGUAUUUCGGUACGGAUAUUUACAAACUUAUAAUAAAGUAGAUGGACUUGAGGAAAGUUUUUAAGAAGCAAUACAGAGGACGCGAGACUUUUUUAAUUCGAGGAAAUAGUUUCUGCAACUUGAAAGGGCUUAGAGGAUGAGUCGGGGCACUUGAAUCGCAAGUAAUUAUUCCUGUUAAUGAUGACAUCGGGAAAAUUGCUGGUGAAAAUGAAUUUGAAUAAAGAUUCGGAAAAAUAUUCAAAAAUUACAGACUAGUAACGAAGCGUAGAAAAAGAAAUUAACGGUUGGUCCCAGUAGUUUAGGAAUUUUGCGCGAUUGCGUCAAUUAAAAAUUAUGCGAAGAAUUAUGAACACACAUACGUAUGACAUACGUAAGUAAAGGGCGAGGUACAUUACCUUUAACCAAAAUUUCAUAAAUAUAAAACCUGUCUCGUUAUCAAAAUUCUACUAAAAUCACUCGGAUCUUCUUUAUCGUAAACAAACUUUAAUACAUCGACAACAAUAUAAAGGGAUCAUAGAAUUGAUGCUGAAAGAUUGCGAAACCAACAAGAGCAUUACGAAAAAUCAUACAAGUAUCGCACAAUUGCUCUUUAUCGUGAAUCAACUUUAGUAGGCCGAAAAACCCAAAAGAGAAGGAAAAGUAGAAGGAAAUCGGCUGGAAUAAAGGGUGAAGAAGUUGGUAGUGAAAGGUGGGAGUGGAAAUGGGCGAAACACGAGAGUGGAACGAGCAGCGUCAGCGUGCCGAUACGAUUUUCUCAAUGCAGUAGAAUCGGGACACGUCGGUGACGGUGAACCGAAAUUUCCUGAGUGAACGCGAGACGGAGGACCGCCAUCCUCGACGAACGGGCAACCGUCUCUUUGCCGGCUAAAGGAUAGAAAAGGAAGGAAGAGAACGUUGAAACGACGCGACGGCGGAUACGUUUAAUGAAAUCGAAGUAAAAUCGUGUUAAAAUCGUUGAAGGCGUGGAAAAAGUCGAUGUGGAAGAGAGGCUCGGGCUGAAAUUAGCAACCGAAGGUGUGUGAUAAGCACUCAGGACUGGAACAGCCGCUGAGAUAAUUGAAGUCGCCCUGGAAGAAAAAUGUCUACUAGAGGGUGGUCACGAACAGAACUUGAAUCGAUCAAACUUUCUACUCCUUUUUUGUCUCGAAAAUUUCUCUAGAAAAUUUAUUUCGUAUAAUCGCAGACACUUUUAACACGUUAGGCUACAGGGUUAAGUCGCGGAUGAUAAUUCGUUCGUACUAGAAACUUGACGUUUCGACUUUCAAUCUUUCGACAGUUUCCGGUACUCGUGUUAAUCUCGAAUACAAAUGGUUGUUGUGCGUUUAGUGAUAAAACGAAUAAAGUUCUACAGGGUGAUUCUAAAUAAAAUAAAACAAACAGAUAGAUAUCGUAUAGACAAUUUCAAGCUGUAAAAAAUAUUGUAAGAAACACUGUACUAAAACCUUGUCGUUAGUGACAGCGGAAUAAAAGUGUGUGAUAAAAGAAUAACAAAUAUCGAUGGUUGUGCAUUAAUCCGUUGAACGUACGACUCUUUGAAAUAAAAUAAAGUAAAAGAAAGAUAGGUAUCGAAUAAAGGCAUUUAGGAAGGAAUAUUAAAUAGUAAAUGUCGAGUCUUAAAAAAUCGUACAUUUCGCAUAUUAGAUCGAUAGAUAGUUGAACUUGACUUUCGCUGGUGAAUUCUUUUCUCGAUCAAAGGUAAGAGGAUAACGCAAACCGUCGAAGCGUGUCGGUGCUUGGAAUGCUGUGAUUUAAAGGCAGUUGAAUGGUUUCUGUGUUUAAAUAAGAACGUUUAUACGGCACGGAGAGGAGCGUGGCUUGGUCGGGGGACUGUUCAGAGACGGUGAAGGGGUUCUAUUAACGGAAUUGCCCGAGUACAAGAAGUAAUUAGAUCGACCGAUUGGAGCUAACCCUGCAGGCGACGACAGGAUGAUCCGUUUAGCAAACUGCGAGUAGAAUAAAGGGAAUGCAGGCGAAAUUAGCUGGCUGACGAAUGGAAAGAGACGAAACAAUACGGGAAAUCAGUCGCUGAAGAAGAGCAAGAACGAACGAAGGAGAAGUAAGAAGAGUCGAAAGACGGCGUUUGUCGAAUUGGCUGUGAAUGGUAAAUUUCGAAGACGCUGAUAGAUUUCACUGUUCUUUCUUGGGCCGAGUUGCCGGGGAAAGAGAUUGGAAGAGAAAACGUUGGUAGAAAGCAACUUUGACGAUAGUUUCGUAAUCGAAGUAGGAAAGUGAGAAUAUAAAUAUAUGGUAAUAUUGAUAUUGGUGGAGAGAAAUGACGAGGCAAAGCAUGUAAUGAUAUUAGAGGAAUUUAUUAAUCAACUGUCGAAGAAGAGAGAUAAUUUCUACUUUUGACAAUUAUACUUUCCUAACACGGUCAUGCGUGUGCGAUUAAUCAAGUGUUGAUUAUCGAGUGAAUGCCAAGUGAAAUAAUUACAUGUCGGACAAGCGAAGGAAUCCGUGGAACUGGAAAGAAAGGAUGUAAAAAAAAGGAAAGAUGAAUUCUUGUCCAUCUUCGACCAGCUGAUUAAAAUCCAUUAUAUCCAGUUCAGAAAAUAAGAAAUUCCUCAAAAGGUUUAGGUUGUUCGAACGUGUCUGGCAGAAAUAAAGAAUUCACCGAUAAAAAUCGAAAUAUAAUAAACGAAGAAACGAAGCGUGGUGUAUUUUUCAAAAAAGUUCAAAGAAUCCGUCUUCAAGUUCGUAACAUCCAAAAACGAAUGCCGGAUUAAGACUAAGCGUUGGUGAAACCGAAAAAGGAGAAGCAUUACUACAAAUUUUCCGUAACGUUUAAACAAUUGAGAGAAUCGAAAAAAGAGACGUAACUGAAUUUGCCGCUCUGUCGUUUCAGCUUGCAAUAACGCUUCGCGACACGCAAAAGCCUCGUAAACGUUGGUGAAAUCGAACAGAAAAAAGCAAAAGUUAAAAGAGGCGAAGGAAGCGAAAGGGAACGCGAAGACCGAUAUCGGUUGAAAACGACCGAUGAUCAACCGUUGAUCGUUCGAUCGUUAAUCGGUUCGCGUCGUUAUGGAGGUGCAAGCGAUCGCGCGACGUUUUUCCAGUAGAGUCGAUCGAGGGUCUGGAUUCGGGGGUUUGUUCAGCCGAAAGUGGUGCUCGGUAGUUGGAGACGCGGCGCGACAGCUUGCUAACUAAAAUGCGAGAGCUGAACGCGACCGCAUGUGCUGCCCUGUACGAGCGCGUCGAGUGGUCCGGCCCGUGGAUUCUGGUUACUCUGAUCGUGCUCGCGAUCGUCAACGUGAUGGUGGUCCUGGGUAACGUGCUAGUGAUACUGGCUGUUUAUCAUACCAGCAAACUGCGAAACGUCACGAAUAUGUUCAUCGUGAGCCUCGCGGUGGCGGAUCUCAUGGUCGGUUUGGCUGUGCUUCCGUUCAGCGCCACAUGGGAAGUUUUUAAGGUGUGGAUAUUCGGUGAUCUAUGGUGCUCGAUCUGGCUGGCGGUGGACGUAUGGAUGUGCACGGCAUCGAUAUUGAAUUUGUGCGCCAUCAGUCUGGAUAGAUACUUAGCAGUGACCAGGCCAGUGAGUUAUCCUCAGAUCAUGUCACCAAGAAGGGCAAGGCUGCUAGUGGCAACCGUGUGGAUCUUGAGCUUCGUUAUCUGUUUCCCACCCCUGGUUGGCUGGAAAGACAAACGGUCUCACCCCACGUACAACGCGACGUUCGCUCAGAACGGACCGUUCAACACCACCACUAUACUCAUCCCCGUGAAACCGUGUCCCUGGAUCUGUGAACUGACAAACGACGCAGGCUACGUCGUUUACAGCGCGCUCGGCUCUUUCUAUAUACCAAUGCUGGUCAUGCUGUUUUUCUACUGGAGGAUCUACAACGCAGCCGUCUCCACUACGAAAGCCAUUAAUCAAGGCUUUCGUACGACAAAGGGCUCGAAAAUGCUUGGCUCUAGAUUCGACGAGCAAAGGUUGACCUUGAGGAUUCACCGUGGUCGAGGUAGUGUCCACAACGGGAGCAACAACGGGAGCCCGAGGAGUCCAGAGUCGAAUAGCCGUAGCUCGGUGAAAAAGGAAAAGAUAAAGAUCUCGGUGUCGUAUCCGAGCACGGAGACGUUGAAUACAAAGUGUAACACCCUCGAGAGGACGCCCUCGAGGUGUUCUCAGACCUCCGUGCACUAUAGUAACGGGCAAACGCACAGUCAACUGUGUCCCUCCCCCAGGAACACGCAUCUCAAGGUGAGCGGUAUCAACAGGGUUGGCAGCGCCAGGAGACCCAGCAGGCGGAGUAGCUGCGAGAGUCAAACGGGGGAUGAGAUGUCGUUGCGAGAGCUCAGCCAGGGUCCCGAGGAGAAGCCCAGGGCGAUGAAGAUGGGGAAGAGGAAUAUCAAAGCUCAGGUGAAAAGAUUCCGAAUGGAAACGAAGGCAGCCAAGACACUGGGCAUCAUCGUCGGCGGAUUCAUCCUCUGUUGGCUUCCCUUCUUCACGAUGUAUCUGGUGCGCGCCUUCUGUCCCAAUUGUAUUCAUCCCACGGUGUUUAGCGUGUUAUUUUGGCUGGGCUACUGCAAUUCAGCGAUAAAUCCGUGUAUCUACGCGCUUUUUAGCAAAGACUUCCGGUUCGCGUUCAAGAGAAUUAUUUGCAAAUGCUUCUGCAAGCGGCGGGCGAAUACUUUGAGACGUGGCAGCGAUGGCAGCCAAUUAGCCACGAGAAACGACCGGAGUCCCAGUUACUCGAUGCAGGUGCCUCAACAAGGUGUAUCCAUCGACGAUUCGGACCAAGAUCCCAGCUCGGAACCGACGGUGCACUCGCACAGCGAAUCAAGAUGACUGUAGCGUGCCAGGUGUGGCGCUCAGCGCGUCACCUUCGACCCGACGACCUCGAAAGUAAGGAUCCAGUCGUUCUAAAUUCGAAAGAAUCUCAACGAUCCUCGACGACCAUCCGAAUCAUCCGCACAACGAUCCGUGCCGCGGAAUCGAGCACGUUCGAUCGUUUACCCAGAAACCAGUGUGUUCGCGAGUAAUAUAUAUACUAGUAGUCGCGACAAACGGUCGAGCUUCUUCGGUGUCUUACUUCGUUCCGUCAGCGAAUGAAAUACGAAGAGACGUUUCUUAGGAGAUAAAAAUUCGCUCAAGCUAGUCGUAAAUCGAGACUGAAAACGAUAAAAUUAACAAAGAAAGAACAAAUGGACCGACGAAGGAUUCGCUGCCUAGAGAUGGCAAACUGUUCAUUGUAUUUGUUGGAAUAGUUAAAUAGGAAUUAUGGCGAAAGUUGGAGCGCGAAGAAGAGGAAGAACGACGAGCGCGAGGGAAGCAACGACGGAGAAUCCAGUGUACCAUAAACGGAUAUUAAAAACGCAAGUUUCGUUAUCUUUCAAAGUCAACAGCGUCUGUUGGCUAUCGAAGCUGCCUUUGACUAUCGAGGCUCUCGGCUAACCGUCGCGUCAUCGUUGUCACCGUAUUAUUUCCGUAGAUUUUUCACCGUUUCUCGUUGGUUAUACGCAAUGAUGGCGUUUAACGAUCGCCUUCGCUGAACACGCGACAUUCUGUGCGUUGUACAGCUUCCUUCAAACAUUAUCGAUCGUUAACUAGAUCAUUUUUCAGUCUGUGAAACAAGAUGGUGAACGGAUUUGAAAGAAUUUUGUUUGGACAUCCUGUAGCGAGCGUGAUCGAGAUACGCACGUAUGCGCUGUAAAACAUAAAGUAUGUAAGUGUAAGUGUUGUUUCAAAAAAACGAAGGUAACUCGCUUUGGAAUAUUUUGUAUGGACAGUUUCGAUUCUUUCUCGAACGUAUUACGAUCGUUCGAGAGGGGACAGAGGAACG
This is a messenger RNA of Bombus impatiens (common eastern bumble bee), 7799 nucleotides long. It is a transcript of the gene Oamb, whose product is annotated as octopamine receptor Oamb. The record is from RefSeq and is a predicted model, not a curated record. Gene Ontology annotation, cellular component: membrane. Gene Ontology annotation, molecular function: G protein-coupled amine receptor activity. The coding region runs from base 5171 to 6805 and encodes 544 amino acids. The transcript is spliced from 9 exons. Gene Ontology annotation, biological process: adenylate cyclase-activating adrenergic receptor signaling pathway. Lineage: Eukaryota; Metazoa; Arthropoda; Insecta; Hymenoptera; Apidae.